Molecule: messenger RNA, 290 nt
Organism: Acaulospora morrowiae
Lineage: Eukaryota; Fungi; Glomeromycota; Glomeromycetes; Diversisporales; Acaulosporaceae
Source: the annotation of a GenBank genome assembly
CUUUUGAUUCGGCUUUUGCUGACGAAUAUGAUUCUAAACAAGACGUUUUUGAUCAAAUAAUUAAUACGCUUGUUCCCACACUUAUAAUUUUUUUAUUUGACAAUGAAGAAAUUAAAAAGGAUAAAGAGGAUAAAGUAGAAGAUUUGGAUGAAGUAACUUCGAAGCAUUCAGACGGGGCAAAUCCAGACGAGACAAUUUCAGACGAAUUCAAACAAUGUUUUACAAAAACUAUGAGAAAUUCGCAAUACCCAUCUGGAUUCCAAUCAUUUUGGGAGUUACAGUUGUCAUAG